CAGUUGGAGAGUUUCGUGUGUUUAGCAACGUGAAAUGUACAAUACCUGGUUAGUCAUUGCAUCAAUUACAAUUGUCGGAUGCUUAUGGAAUUCGAAACUAUCUGAGUCAUCAUCGAAAUCAUGCCCAACUGAGUGCAUCUGCUUAUCCCAGACACAAGUACUUUGCAAUACUGGUGGACUUGAGAAGAUUCCAUUGCGACAAUUACCCCCCACCGUUGAAAAUCUCGCAUUGACCAAAAACAAUUUUCCGGUCAUAAAGCCCGAUUCAUUUGCAGGAUUACGAGCACUGAAGAAACUUUCGCUAGACGGCAAUAAUAUAACCAAAGUCAAACAGUUUGCAUUUCGUGGCCUGCCACGGCUCAAGGAGUUGUCAAUUCAGUAUACGCCCCUGCAAUCGGUUACAUCAUUUGCAUUUGCUGGACUCCAGAAUCUUUCGACGAUUCUACUAAGUCACAAUCAGAUUUCACGCAUCGAAACACAUGCAUUUGCUGGAACAUCCAAUGUUAAGCUGAUACUCUUGAGCAACAACCCCCUCAUCAAGAUAGACACAUCGGCCUUCUCGAGUCUAACUAAUGUGGGGCAUGUCAUAUUCCCCUCGGGCAUACGCACUAUCGAACCGGAUGCAUUUAACGGCAUGGACACAGUGGGCUUACUCAAACUAGCCUAUAUGGAUUUGAAGGAGGUGCAACCGUUCACAUUUCGUGGCCUCACAAAUGUCCUGCUUUUGACGCUACAAGAAUCUGACCUGGGAGUUAUCUGUACCGAUGCCUUUACUGGUCUAUCCCAGGUGGAAACACUGCAAAUACUCAACAAUAAAAUCGAUGCCAUAGAGGAGCUGAAUUUCACCUACACUGCCAACAUAAAACAUCUGAAAAUGCAUGGCAAUCACAUACUGGAGACACCUGACCCAAAUGGGAUAAUUGUCGACGGCGUGGAACAUCUGCAGCUGAUAAAUAAUCAUUUUCCUUGUGGUUGCCACAUUCACACCCUGCUCGACGGGCCACUGGUGGAGGGCGCUCACAAUCUCACAGAAUUCCUACAGAAAAACUAUUGUAUAUCACCGUUGGACGUGAAUGGCCGUGCAAUGAUUGAGCUUGAUAUAGACUCGAUUGGCCGUUGCCAGGACCAGUUGACAAAGGGCAACCUGGGGUCAUCGGCCCCCUCAAUGGCCCUAAGCAUGUACACUCUUGUGCUGAUAUCGCUUACAACGAAUCGUUUUGUGAAAUACCUUGUGUUCUUGUUAGUCCUUGGGUCCAUUACCGUGCCACAUGACACAUUUAGUUGA
Musca vetustissima is the source of this 1285-nucleotide messenger RNA. RefSeq names its product chondroadherin. Bases 35 to 1285 code for a protein of 416 amino acids. Gene Ontology annotation, molecular function: protein binding. Lineage: Eukaryota; Metazoa; Arthropoda; Insecta; Diptera; Muscidae. The record is from RefSeq and is a predicted model, not a curated record. The transcript has 2 exons. Gene Ontology annotation, cellular component: plasma membrane.